This is a messenger RNA of Blastocystis hominis, 1221 nucleotides long. RefSeq lists its product as hypothetical. NCBI's taxonomy places the organism in Eukaryota, Bigyra, Opalinata, Blastocystidae. Gene Ontology annotation, molecular function: metalloaminopeptidase activity; manganese ion binding. Bases 1 to 1221 code for a protein of 406 amino acids. The record is from RefSeq and is a predicted model, not a curated record. The transcript is spliced from 5 exons. Gene Ontology annotation, biological process: proteolysis. Gene Ontology annotation, cellular component: cytoplasm.
AUGGACCAAACCACCGCCGUGAUGGAAAUCCCUUCCCUCAGCGCGCUCCCCGUGGAAGACACCGCUUCUGCCAUGGCCAACAUCGUGGUCUGUUCCAAUCAUUUGCCCCACGACGGCAAAUACCUCACCACCAAAGACAAGCACAAAACGCUUCUGAAAACCGUCGACUUCGUCCCCAGCAAGCCGCUCCCUGACGAGCAGGCCGCCUCGGUCGAGCAGGCGAUCCGCUACGGCGCGCUGGUGGGCGAGGGCACGGUCAACGCACGGAUCUGGGCGAACGAGCAGUCCAGCGAGCUGAAUCCGCGCGCGUUGGAGCUGCUGUGUCGACGCAUCUGCGAGCGCGACAACGUCGAAUUCAAGGUCCUGCAGGCGCCGGAUCUGCAAGCCGAAGGGCUGAAUCUCAUCAACGCGGUGGGCCAGGGCUCCGAUUGCGCGCCCCGCCUGAUUCUGAUGACGUACAUAGGCGAUCGAUCGCAGCGGAAAUUCAGCGCCGUGGUCGGGAAGGGCGUCUGCUUCGACGCGGGCGGGCUGAAUCUGAAGCCGACGGGACACAUCGAAGACAUGCAGCUGGACAUGGGCGGCGCUGCGGCGGUGCUGGGCGCGAUGGACACGCUGGCGAAGAUGAACGCGCCGGUCAAUCUGGUAGCGGCGAUCCCCGCGGUCGAGAACAUGGUGGGGAGCAAAGCGUACCGUCCCGGGUCGAUUCUGAAGUCGUUUGAUGGCCGAUUUGUGGAGGUGUGCAAUACGGACGCGGAAGGUCGGCUGAUUCUGGCGGACGCGAUGGCGUACGUGCAGGAGCACUACGAGAUCGACUGCAUGGUGGACAUCUGCACGCUCACGGGCGCGAUCUGCGUGGGCCUGGGCACCUACACGGCGGGACUCUUUGGAAACGACGAGAAGCUGGUGAAGGAAUUGAUGGAGAGCGGAGAUCGGACGCGGGAGCGAUGCUGGCACAUGCCGAUCGAGGAGGAGCACGAGCAGGAAAUCCUGGACUGCAAGGUGGCGGAUCUGCGGAAUAUGGGAGAAGGAAGAGAUGGCGGCGCUUGCACGGCGGCGGCGUUUUUGAAGCAGUUCGUGAAGGGCGAUCUGCCGUGGGCGCAUCUGGAUAUCGCAGGAACGGCGAUGACGAGCAAGCCGGUGGAUUGGAUCCCGCAGGGCGGCACGGGAUAUGGCGUGGCGUUGCUGACGGACUGGAUGCUGCAUCACAGCGAAAAGAAGUGA